GGAUUUUCAGGAUAACGGGUGAUUUUUGAAUAAAUCAUUUGUUAUUCUGAAACUCUCUCUCCCCCGUCGUUAAACUCUUUGUCUCAUCAUCAGAUCUCGUACCCAGAUCAGACCGGACCGAAUCUUGUUUAAGAAAGAUGACAAUGGACGUAGUCAAUGUGGGAAGAAGCAAGGUGACUGGAAUCAGGCAGAUUGUGAGACUAAAGGCAAUUCUCCAAAAAUGGCAAAUUUCGACUCUUGGAUCAAAGGGGGGUAAUAAACAAAAGAAGCAAUCCCGUGGUGGAGGUAUCUCGCCGGCAAUGAGCCAGAGGAUGAAGAACGCGGACAAAUAUUGUGACUCGGAUGAGGAAAGUUGCCAGACUCACGAAGCCCCUCAUGGUGUACCAAAAGGAUACUUGGCGGUUUAUGUUGGGUCCGAGCUUCAAAGAUUUAUAAUUCCGACGACCUAUCUUACCAAUCGGGUAUUUAAGGUGUUGCUUGAGAAGACUGAGGAAGAAUUCGGGUUUGAUCUCAGUGGAGGCCUCACGUUUCCUUGUGAUAUAGAGACCUUCAAAUACCUUCUCAAUUACAUGGAGACCCAUAAGGAUGAACAGCAGGACUCCAACGGUGGAAUGGAGCAUCCAUGAACCGCGCCUGACGAGUCGGAUAAUAGCGGCUCCUGAAUGUCCCAUGAUGCCAAAUUUUAAGGCUUUUAGAAUGUGGCAUAUCAGCAAGGUCUCAAAUGCAGAUUAUUAUUCCCUUCUGCUCUUUUAGGAG
Molecule: messenger RNA, 756 nt
Organism: Impatiens glandulifera
Lineage: Eukaryota; Viridiplantae; Streptophyta; Magnoliopsida; Ericales; Balsaminaceae
Product: auxin-responsive protein SAUR50-like
Exons: 2
Coding region: 138-626 (162 amino acids)
Biological process (GO): response to auxin
Source: RefSeq, a predicted model, not a curated record